UUUCUCAUUUUUUCGCUUUUUUGAAGCUUUGCUUCUUUCCUUCCUUCUCGUUUCUUUCUCGUCACUGUAGCUUGCUGUCAUGGGUCAAGUACUUUCCGAGCCAAUCACAGACAAGCACACCUCCUCGGGUGCCGAUAAGCGAUUGACGUAUGGCGCCUCGGCCAUGCAAGGCUGGCGCAUUAACAUGGAAGACGCCCACACAACCCUCUUGGAGCUACCCGGAGACUCCCAGGCGGCCUUCUUUGCCGUUUACGACGGACAUGGCGGCGCAAACGUUGCUCGGUACGCGGGGCAAGUGGUACAUAACAAGGUGACCAGCGCCCCAGAAUACCAGCAGGGCAACUUCCAGGGCGCGCUGGAGACUGGCUUUUUGCAAACUGACGAGGACAUGAUGAAGGACGCCAACAUGCGGUACGACACUUCCGGCUGCACUGCCGUGGCUGUUCUGAUCAAGGAUAACACUGUUUAUUGCGGCAACGCCGGAGACUCUCGAGCAUUGCUAUCAAAAAACGGCGUCGCCCAACCGCUGUCGUAUGACCACAAACCCAACAACCCCGAGGAAUUCCAGCGGAUCAAGGCUGCGGGCGGCUUUGUCGAGUUUGGACGUGUGAAUGGCAAUCUCGCCCUCUCGCGAGCCAUCGGCGACUUUCUUUUCAAGACCAAUGCGCGCAUCGGGCCCAAGGAGCAAGCUGUCACAUCAUUCCCGGACGUGAUUAGCAUGGAAAUUACACCAGAAGUCGAGUUUGUCGUGCUCGCAUGCGAUGGUAUCUGGGACGUCAUGAACAACCAGGCGGUAACAGACUUUGUGCGCCAACGCAUUGCGACUCAGACACCCCUUGGCGAGAUUUGCGAACAGCUGAUGGAGAACUGCCUCGCGCGCGACGCACGAGGAGGCGUUGGCUGCGACAACAUGACGGUGCUGAUUAUUGGCAUUCUCAAUGGCGGCACCUACGCCGAGCUAGCCGAGCGCUGCAGUAAGCCCCGCGAUCCCGUCCCCGUCGAGCCUGCCGACGCCAGCCGGCCAGGAGGCGCACCAGGCGCAGGUGCCUUCCAAGCACCCGACUUUGGCAAUGGCGCCAACGCAACGGGCAUGGGCCAAUUUGGAGCCUUCCUCAGCCAACUGAUGCAGCAGGCCGUCGACGACGGUUCGCAAGACGAGGACUCGAACGAGAGUGACGAUGCUGCCGACAGCAUUUCAGAAGUCAGUGACGACAAGGAGGAUGCAAGCGACGACGCCGACGCAGCAACAGAAGAAAAGUGAAAAUCGAUGAGGUUUGUCUUCGCUCGCUCUCUCUUCUUGUUCCUUUUCCUUUUCCUUUUCCUUUUCCCCCUCCUAUCUUUUUCGCUAAAUUUGAAUUCUUAAUUGAUCUUUUUUUUCUCUGACUUGAAAACGACACUCAUGUUUAAUGAGGUUUCGACGCUUUUGCCAGUCGUGAUUGGAUGCUCCAAAUUUUGUUGUGAUUGAGUUGUAUUUUGUAUUUUUGUCUUUCUUCGGCUUUGUUGUUGACCUUGAAUGUUGACAAUGAAUGACAUUUUCUAGUUUUGAUUCUCGAUCGUGUUUGAGAUGAAGUGAGGAAACUUGCCCGAA
Molecule: messenger RNA, 1588 nt
Organism: Capsaspora owczarzaki ATCC 30864
Lineage: Eukaryota; Filasterea; Ministeriida; Capsasporidae
Product: protein phosphatase 2c
Exons: 8
Coding region: 80-1261 (393 amino acids)
Biological process (GO): protein dephosphorylation
Molecular function (GO): protein serine/threonine phosphatase activity; cation binding
Source: RefSeq, a predicted model, not a curated record